GUUGCUCGCCACGACCCGUCUGAAUCCUGGAAUCCAAACAUCUUCUCCACACUCUCCAUAUCCCUCAAACACCCUUUUCAUUAUCCUCAUCUAUUAUCAUAAAUACACUGUCGAUUUCUGAAUGGCGCUCCACUCAAUCAGAAGAGCUCUCACACCUUCAAUCGGCGACGGCGACGGCCCCUCCGGCCUCUCGAUUCUGCCCGUGAACGAGGACAGCCCCGGCGGACCUGGUAUCGGUCGUUUCGCAGGUUCUCCGCCGUCUCCUACAUCAUCAAUAACCUCCUCGCGGCGGUACCCGCGCCUGAAUCGGUCAAAUACAACGCCACAUAUCGGAUCGUCGCGGUUACCGGUCGUGCUGCGGAGGCUGCUGAAACCGCCGACGUUGGAUUUCGAGACUGCGAUAUGGGAGAUAUGCUACCUGUUUAUUGCGCCGAAAAAGGUGUAUCGACAGAUGUAUUUUAGAACAAAAAACACAUGGGCACGCGAUGAUCCCUCGUUCGUCCUCCUCCUCUCCGGCUUUCUGAUGCUGUCAGCCAUAGCCUGGGGAAUCGCGUACUCGCCGGGAUUCCUCCCGAUCAUCAAGCUGAUGUUCAAUAUCGUGCUUAUCGAUUUCCUGGCGGUCGGCGCGAUCAUUUCGACGCUCGGAUGGGUCUUGGUGAAUAAAUUUCUAAGGCAGCGGAGUAGUGGACGGGGAAUGAUGUCGAUGACGCAGAGCGAUACGAAGCUGGAGUGGGCUUACUGCUUUGAUGUGCAUUGCAAUUCGUUCCUGAUAAUAUGGUUUUGCCUAUACGUGCUGCAGUUUAUCAUGCUGCCAAUAAUAGUGAAGGAUAAUUGGAUAUCCCUUUUCAUCGGAAACCUCCUUUACCUAGGCGCCUUCUCAUACUACGUCGUCAUCACAUACCUUGGCUACAGCUCACUACCGUUUUUGGAACAUACAGAGAUCAUACUUGUGCCGAUAUUGGCGUUCGUCGUGCUCUUCCUCGCGAGUCUGUUUGGCUUUAAUGUCGCGAAGCAUGCCGUGAGGUUUUACUUCCAUUAAGAGAUCCUAUACUUUCUCCCAUACAUUAAGCAUAUCAGUUUUCAAUAUUAUUCAUUGACUCGGUACUGUCGAGCUCAGUCAGACAAGACAAGAACACUGUUAGAAGCAGCAUAUUUAUAGUUUUUUUUUUGAUCGGAAUAGAAAUUGAUGAGGUUGAUUAGAUAGAUACAACA
Myxozyma melibiosi is the source of this 1212-nucleotide messenger RNA. RefSeq names its product UNC-50 family-domain-containing protein. Bases 122 to 1039 code for a protein of 305 amino acids. Gene Ontology annotation, cellular component: Golgi membrane. The record is from RefSeq and is a predicted model, not a curated record. The transcript is spliced from 6 exons. NCBI's taxonomy places the organism in Eukaryota, Fungi, Ascomycota, Lipomycetes, Lipomycetales, Lipomycetaceae.